Euleptes europaea (tarantolino) is the source of this 2889-nucleotide messenger RNA. It is a transcript of the gene DIS3, whose product is annotated as DIS3 homolog, exosome endoribonuclease and 3'-5' exoribonuclease. The record is from RefSeq and is a predicted model, not a curated record. Bases 1 to 2889 code for a protein of 962 amino acids. Gene Ontology annotation, cellular component: cytoplasmic exosome (RNase complex); nuclear exosome (RNase complex). Lineage: Eukaryota; Metazoa; Chordata; Lepidosauria; Squamata; Sphaerodactylidae. The transcript has 21 exons. Gene Ontology annotation, biological process: rRNA catabolic process. Gene Ontology annotation, molecular function: 3'-5'-RNA exonuclease activity; endonuclease activity; RNA binding.
AUGCUGACCUCGCGCACGUUCGUGAAGCGGACCCGCGGCGGCGCCGUGCGGAAGGUGGUGCGCGAGCACUACCUGCGCGACGACAUCGCGUGCGGCCUGGCCGGCUGCCGCCUCUGCGGCCCGGAGGGGGCGGGCCGGCCCUGCCUGGAAGCCCCGCCGGGCCCCGGCAGCGCCGCCAGCAGCCUCUGCCCCCAGCCCCACUACCUCCUGCCCGACACCAACCUCCUGCUGCACCAAAUUGAUAUACUUGAGGAUCCAGUAAUCAGAAAUGUGAUUAUUCUUCAGACGGUUUUGCAGGAAGUAAGGGGUCGGAGUGCACCGGUAUACAAGCGGAUAAAAGAUGUGAUUACCAACCAGGAAAAACACUUCUAUUCUUUCACAAAUGAACAUCAUAAAGACACGUAUAUAGAACAAGAAAAAGGUGAAAAUCCCAACGAUCGCAACGACCGAGCCAUCAGAAUAGCGGUGAAAUGGUACAAUGAACACUUGCAGAAGUUGCAAACUGAAGAGAAAAUACAAGUUAUCUUGCUCACAAAUGACAGAAAAAAUAAAGAGAGGGCUGUGGAAGAAGGAAUAACUGCUUAUACAUGUGAAGAAUAUAUAAAGAGCUUGAUAGCAAAUCCUGAACUUGUGGAUCGACUUGCUUCCUUAAACGAUGAAGGGAAUGAAAUAGAAACUGGAAGGAUCAUUUUCUCAGAGCAUCUUCCCCUCAGCAAACUCCAGCAAGGUAUAAAGUCCAGCCUUUACCUUCAGGGAACAUUCAGAGCCAACAGGGAUAAUUACCUGGAAGCUACGGUCUGGGUUCAUGGAGAUGGAGAAGAGAGAGAGAUAAUAAUACAAGGGCUUAGAAACCUAAACCGAGCAGUGCACGAAGACAUCGUAGCGGUGGAACUCUUGCCGAAAGAUGCCUGGGUUGCGCCAUCCUCGGUGGUCUUACAUGAUGACGAGCCACAGAACGAAGAUGAUGUGGAGCAAGAAGAAGAGAAAGAAAACUGUCUGAAAAGUUCCGUGAGCGGGAGAAUGCUGCGGCCGACAGGCAGAGUCGUGGGCAUUAUAAAGCGAAACUGGAGGCCCUUCUGCGGCAUGCUUUGUAAAUCGCAGAUAAAAGAGGCCAGGAGGCAUUUAUUUACCCCAGCCGAUCGCAGGAUCCCGCGAAUCCGGAUAGAAACCAGGCAGGCUUCCACUCUCGAAGGACAACGGAUUAUCGUCGCUAUCGAUGGCUGGCCGAGGAACUCACGAUACCCUAACGGGCACUUUGUAAAGAAUUUAGGAGCCGCUGGAGAUAAGGAAACAGAGACCGAAGUCCUGUUGCUGGAGCAUGACGUCCCUCACCAGGCCUUCUCCCAAGUCGUUCUCAGCUUCCUCCCCAAAAUGCCGUGGAGCAUCACUGAACAGGAUCUGAAAUGUAGAGAGGACUUGAGGCAUCUGUGCGUAUGCAGUGUUGAUCCUCCUGGCUGCACUGAUAUUGACGAUGCCUUGCACUGCAGAGAGCUGGAAAAUGGCAAUCUGGAGGUCGGCGUGCACAUCGCGGAUGUCAGCCAUUUCAUUCGACCGGGAAAUGCUCUGGACCAAGAAUCUGCAAAAAGGGGUACAACUGUAUACCUGUGUGAAAAAAGGAUUGAUAUGGUUCCAGAGUUGCUGAGUUCCGACUUGUGCUCUCUGAGAUCCAACGUCGACAGGUUCGCGUUUUCAUGCAUCUGGGAAAUGACUCCCAGUGCUGACAUCUUGAAAACCAGAUUUGCAAAAAGUGUAAUUAAUUCAAAGGCUUCUCUUACGUACGCUGAGGCACAAAUGAAGAUAGAUUCCACCAACAUAAACGAUGACAUUACAGCUAGUCUACGUGGACUCAAUAGACUAGCUAAAAUUCUUAAGAAGCGCCGGAUAGAUAAUGGGGCGUUAACUCUUUCUUCACCUGAAGUGCGCUUCCACAUGGAUAGUGAAACCCACGACCCGAUUGAUUUACAGACGAAGGAGCUCAAGGAAACCAACUCCAUGGUGGAAGAGUUCAUGUUGCUGGCCAACAUCUCUGUGGCGCAGAAGAUCUACGAGGAGUUCUCAGAGCACGCCUUGUUGAGGAAGCACCCGGCACCUCCUCCAUCCAACUAUGACAUCCUGGUGAAGGCAGCCAAAUCCAAGGGCUUGGAAGUCAAAACGGAUUCUGCCAAAGCGCUGGCUGAUUCCCUUGACAGUGCAGAAUCACCUUCUUUCCCAUACCUGAACACAUUGCUGCGUAUCUUGGCUACCCGAUGCAUGAUGCAAGCCGUUUACUUUUGCUCCGGAAUGGACAACGAUUUCCACCACUACGGUUUGGCGUCGCCUAUUUAUACACAUUUCACUUCGCCAAUCAGAAGAUACGCCGAUAUCAUAGUGCACCGCCUGCUGGCUGUGGCUAUAGGGGCAGACUGCACAUACCCUGACCUCACCGACAAACACAAACUGGCAGAACUGUGUAAUAAUCUCAACUACCGGCAUAAAAUGGCUCAGUACGCGCAGAGGGCCUCGGUUGCCUUUCACACUCAGUUGUUUUUCAAGAACAAAGGCGUAGUGAACGAAGAGGCCUAUAUUCUGUUUGUACGGAAGAAUGCAAUUGUGGUUCUGAUUCCCAAAUACGGCUUAGAAGGCACGGUCUUCUUCGAAGGAAAGGAUAAGCCCAAACCGGCACUUCUGUACAACGACGAGAUUCCAUCUCUUACCGUGGAAGGCAUAGUCUUCUAUACUUUUGACAAGGUAAAAGUGAAUAUCAUGUUAGAUGCGUCCAACGUUCAACACCAGAAAAUCCGCAUGGCCCUGGUGGAACCAACGAUAUCAGGCAUUAGCGUUCCUGGCCAGGAUGUGCAACUGAGCAGUCAUAAUGAACCUGAGAUGAAAAAGAAGAAACUGGGCAAAUAG